AUGACACGCAAAAUCUUGGACGCCGUUUCUGUACAGUUGGUUGAAUCGGAUCGCGAAAGAAUUUUGGCCGAAAUUAAUGAUGAAUAUCGACAAACGUUUGUGUCGGCCGUCGGCGGCUUUGGAUUGCAUAUCGAUAUCAGAGAGAUCAGCGGCGGCGCCAAAAUCAAUGUAAUUAUGAACAAAACCUACGGCCAGGACGUGGACAGUGUGUGCAACGAUGAAACUCAGAUCCGACGGGACAUAACCGCUGCCAUACAGAACUAUAACGGCGUCUAUUUGGGUAUCUUUCCUCCGGAUGCCGCCUUCAGGCACUGUGUUUUGCAACAAAUCGAGCUGUUCCGGCGACCAUCGCUCGCUUGUGUCGAUUCGGUGGCGCUGGAGAUCGCAAAUACUGUCAAACAUUGUGUCAAUUCACUGGAAACCUAUCCGACAAUUAAUGAAAUUUACGCCAAACUGAGUCUGGAUUAUAUACAAAAGUGUCGGAAAAAAUGCAAAAAAUAUGUCGAACACUUCAUACUAACGGAAAGGGCUUAUCUGAACACCAAUCACGAGGACUUUGUCAAAAUGGACAGCACCGACACUUUAUUAGUCAAAACAACUAUUAGUAGUAGUGGUAGUAGUAGUACACCAACUGCUGCAGUCAUCCCGCAGAUCAUUGAUCGUCCGAUAGCUGCCUCACGUGUUGGUGCCGGCGCCGGUAGUCUUAACACCUCUACUCGGAAAACAGCCAGCACCUGCUAUGACGAAUCGUUUACAUUAUUACCAGAAGAAUCGGAUCUAUUGACACCAUCGAUCAUCAUCGGCACCAAUAUGUCACAUGUGGAUCAAAUCAACAUAUUUGUCGAAUCGUAUAUUUCGAUAUUGAAAAAAAAGUUUAAAGAUCAUAUUCCCAAACUUUGUACACUAGAGCUGAUCGAUUCGGUAAAAAAGUUUAUAGCCGUCAAACUGGGGAUUGAGAUCAGAGAUCGGAUCCAAUCGAUUGGCGAUAUUGUCGGUGACAAUACUGAUGCCGACGAUCAGCUCAGGCAAGAGUUAGAAAAACGUCAGCAACACUAUAGAGAAGCCAUUGAUAUACUGUCCCGUUAUCGGGAUAAUUGGUGUCCUACAUCAUCGAUGGCAAGUUUAAGUAUCGACUAA
Molecule: messenger RNA, 1137 nt
Organism: Oppia nitens
Lineage: Eukaryota; Metazoa; Arthropoda; Arachnida; Sarcoptiformes; Oppiidae
Product: dynamin-3-like
Exons: 6
Coding region: 1-1137 (378 amino acids)
Cellular component (GO): membrane; cytoplasm; microtubule
Molecular function (GO): GTPase activity; microtubule binding; GTP binding
Source: RefSeq, a predicted model, not a curated record